AUGGACGCAUCCAAGCAGCCAGUCAAGCUCGUCAAGGUCACCCGCGUCUUGGGCCGUACCGGCUCUCGCGGUGGUGUCACCCAGGUUCGCGUCGAGUUCAUGGACGACCAGACCCGAUCGAUCAUCCGAAACGUCAAGGGACCCGUUCGCGAGAACGACAUCCUCUGCCUCCUCGAGUCCGAGCGUGAAGCCAGACGUCUCCGAUAA
Diaporthe citri is the source of this 207-nucleotide messenger RNA. RefSeq lists its product as uncharacterized. The coding region runs from base 1 to 207 and encodes 68 amino acids. The record is from RefSeq and is a predicted model, not a curated record. Lineage: Eukaryota; Fungi; Ascomycota; Sordariomycetes; Diaporthales; Diaporthaceae. Gene Ontology annotation, biological process: maturation of SSU-rRNA; translation; ribosomal small subunit assembly. The transcript has 3 exons. Gene Ontology annotation, molecular function: structural constituent of ribosome. Gene Ontology annotation, cellular component: cytosolic small ribosomal subunit; ribosome.